GGCGGCGGCGGGCGGGCGGAUCGGUGUCUCCUUCACUUCGCCCUCCAGUGCCAGCGGCCGCAGCAGCGCGGCCUCCUCACGGCGAGACCCGCCCGCGCCCCCGGCCCCGCUCCGCCCGGCCCCGCCGCCCUCCCGCGCUAGCCAGGUGCCGGCCCGGGCUUCGGCUAGUCCCGCGGGGGCGGCUCCAAUGGCGAUUCCUCCAUCAUAUGCAGACCUCGGCAAAUCUGCCAGAGAUAUCUUCAACAAAGGAUAUGGGUUUGGGCUGGUGAAACUGGAUGUGAAGACAAAAUCUGCAAGUGGAGUGGAAUUCACAACAUCUGGUUCAUCAAACACAGACACUGGAAAAGUGAAUGGAAGCUUGGAGACCAAGUACAAGUGGGCUGAGUAUGGGCUGACUUUCACAGAAAAAUGGAACACAGAUAACACUCUGGGAACAGAAAUUGCAAUUGAAGAUCAGAUUGCCAAAGGCUUGAAGUUGACAUUUGAUACAACUUUCUCACCAAAUACAGGAAAGAAAAGUGGUAAAAUUAAGUCAGCAUAUAAACGUGAAUGCCUAAACCUAGGUUGUGAUGUUGACUUCGAUUUUGCUGGGCCUGCAAUCCAUGGUUCAGCUGUCUUUGGUUAUGAAGGAUGGCUAGCGGGCUAUCAAAUGACUUUUGAUAGUGCCAAAUCAAAAUUGACAAGGAAUAACUUCUCUGUGGGUUACAAGACUGGAGACUUCCAGCUUCACACCAACGUCAAUGAUGGUUCGGAAUUUGGCGGUUCAAUUUACCAGAAAGUGAGUGACAAUCUUGAAACUGCCGUAAACCUGGCAUGGACAGCUGGUAGCAACAGCACUCGCUUUGGAAUUGCAGCUAAAUACAAGUUGGAUUCCACUGCUUCCAUCUCUGCGAAAGUGAACAACUCUAGUCUAGUUGGAGUGGGUUACACCCAGACCCUGAGGCCAGGUGUGAAGCUUACUUUAUCUGCCCUGAUAGAUGGAAAGAGCAUCAAUGCUGGUGGCCAUAAACUUGGUCUUGGCCUGGAAUUGGAGGCUUAAAAAGGUGAAGAAACUGCUGCAGAGAAGGGAUAUCGGAAGAAUUUGGCCUUAAAACGUAUUUCCAAUGUGACCAGCAGGCUUUUUCCCAAAACGAAUACAAGAGCUGUAUUUGUAUUUAGGCAGUUACUUGUUAGCUGGUUUCUAGUUAAAUUGGUUACCCGUCUAGUUACAAGUCUGCACUAGCGCAGUCACUUAAACAUUAUUUAAAUGUAUUUAACUGUUCAAUGCGCUACCCACAAAUAAUGAAAUAGACAUCUGAGAAGACUGUACAAUUGUGUGCAUGUUUGUUUUAUGUUCCUUUUAACAUUCAAUAUUGCUGUUGAAUGGAAAAUCAAUCAGUGGAUAUCUUGAAAUGAGGUCAACGGUUCUGUCAAAUCACCUUAUGUAGAAAUACAUUUGGUAUCCCAAGAUGACUCAAAUUAUGAAUAAAACAAGUACACACAUAA
Molecule: messenger RNA, 1485 nt
Organism: Lagopus muta (rock ptarmigan)
Lineage: Eukaryota; Metazoa; Chordata; Aves; Galliformes; Phasianidae
Gene: VDAC2
Product: voltage dependent anion channel 2
Exons: 9
Coding region: 188-1039 (283 amino acids)
Biological process (GO): monoatomic anion transmembrane transport
Cellular component (GO): mitochondrial outer membrane
Molecular function (GO): voltage-gated monoatomic anion channel activity
Source: RefSeq, a predicted model, not a curated record